CGAGAGGCCAGAUUUAGAAAAGAAGCUUCGACGUUUCUUUGAAAGUGGUGCUCUUCGAAUUAUUUGGAACAUCUCUUGAGCUCUAGGAAGUUGUCGAGAUGGUAAUGUGACGCGGAACGCAAGAACAGAUAAAAAAAAUCACACAAGUAAAAGACUGUCGAGUACUUUGUUAUAAGUCAAGAUGUCGCUUUCUCACCUCUAUGGGCGUGGUGUGGAGGAGGAGGAUGAUGAUGUGGAGGUGGAGAGCUUUGAGAUCUCAGACUGGGACCUGCAAAAUGAGUUCAACCCUAAUCGGCAGCGCUACCGGCAGACCAAAGAGGACUCCAUCUAUGGGAUGUGGGCGCAGCAUGACUCUGAUGAGGAGAGGCCUAGCUUUGGGGGCAAAAGGUCAAAGGACUAUUCGGCUCCUGUGAAUUUUAUCAGUGCUGGGAUCCGCAAGUCAGCUGCAGAGGAACAGGAGGACAUAGAAGAUUCAGAUGAUUCAGACAGUACAGAGAAAAAAAGGAGAGAGGAGAAGCCCAAGGACACAGGACCCAAAAAGCUUCAGACGGGAGGAAACUUUAAGACUACCCAGAAAGGGUUUGCAGGUGGUCAGCGUCAAGGCCAGGAGUUUGGCACAUGGGAACGGCACACACGUGGGAUUGGGCAGAAGCUACUGCAGAAGAUGGGAUAUGUUCCAGGAAAGGGACUUGGCAAGAAUGCACAAGGUAUCCUGAACCCAAUUGAAGCCAAAGUGCGAAAAGGGAAGGGAGCAGUAGGGGCCUAUGGUGCAGAGAGGACAUCACAAUCAUUACAGGAUUUCCCUAUUGUGGAUUCAGAAGAAGAGGAGGAACAGGAGUUCCAGAAAGAGAUGAGUCAGUGGCGGCGGGAGCCAGGUCAGAGUCGCAAGAAACCAAAAUACUCUUACAAAACAGUUGAAGAAUUGAAAGCCAAGGGAUAUGUGUUCGGCAAGAACAUGUCAGCACCUCCAGCUGAGCUGGCACAAGUAAAGGUCAUUGACAUGACUGGUCGUGAACAGAAAGUCUACUAUAGCUAUAGCCAGAUGAGCCACAAGCAUAAUGUACCAGAGGAACCUGCUAUGGCAAUGACAGGAAAAGAGCCCAAGACCCGUGGAUUUGAGCUACCUGAGCUGGAGCACAACCUACAGCUUCUCAUUGACCUUACAGAGCAAGAAAUUCUCCAGGGGGCUCGCAGGCUUCAGCAUGAGAAAGACAUGGUAGUAUCUUUGUCCCAUGAGAGUGAAAAACUAGAAGAGACGCUUAAGCAGGAGGAACGGGCCAUAGGCAGAGUGCAGCGGGUGCUAGAACUGGUGGAGUCGUAUGAACGGCGAAUGGGUGCCAAGGAAGGAAGUGAGGAGGAGCCACUCACAUUGGCUGACUGUGUCCGUAUGUUUGAGAAGCUGCAGAAAGACUUCUACGAGGAAUACAAGGCAUUUGGUCUUGCGGAUAUGGCUGUACCCAUGGUGCACCCUCUUCUCAAGGAGUAUUUUAAGAACUGGGAUCCUCUCAAGGACAGAGUGUUUGGCAUCGAAAUCAUUGGCAAAUGGAGAGUGGUACUGGAGACUGGACAGCUGGCUCACAGUGGGCCAGAUAUGACAACUAUGGACCCUUAUCAUAGGUUGCUUUGGGAAGUAUGGAUGCCUCUGGUCAGAAGCUGUGUGACAAACUGGCAACCCAGGAACUGUGGCCCCAUGGUGGAUUUUCUGGAAAGCUGGGUCCCCAUCCUGCCUGUGUGGAUAAUGGAAAAUAUCCUGGAGCAGCUCAUCUUCCCCAAACUACAAAAAGAGGUUGAGAACUGGAACCCUCUCACAGAUACAGUGCCGAUACACUCAUGGAUCCACCCUUGGCUGCCUCUCAUGCAGGCACGUUUAGAACCACUCUUUCCUCCUAUCCGUAGUAAACUAUCUAAUGCCUUACAGAAGUGGCACCCCAGUGAUGGCUCAGCCAAGCUUAUAUUACAGCCUUGGAAGGAUGUCUUCACGCCUGGAUCAUGGGAAGCUUUUAUGGUGAAGAAUAUUGCUCCUAAACUGGGCCUUUGUCUGAGCGAGUUUGUAAUUAAUCCCCAUCAACAGCAUAUGGAGCCCUUCUACUGGGUGCUGGAUUGGGAAGGUAUGCUGUCUCUGUCCAGUCUGGUAAGCUUGCUAGACAAGCACUUCUUCACAAAAUGGCUUCAGGUUUUGUGUUCCUGGCUCAGCAAUAAUCCCAAUUAUGAGGAGAUCACCAAGUGGUAUUUGGGCUGGAAGUCGAUGUUUUCAGAUGCUAUCCUUGCACACCCUUCAAUCAAGGAGAAGUUCAAUGAGGCUCUGGACAUCAUGAACAGAGCUGUGUCAUCUGGAAUCGGUGUCUACAUGCAGCCAGGAGCUCGUGAAAAUAUUGCCUACUUGACCCACACUGAAAGACGAAAAGAUUUCCAGCACGAGGCUAUGCAGGAACGUCGAGAAGCAGAGAGCAUAGCCCAGCGUAGCAUUGGAGCAACUGCUACCAUUCCCACCAACUUUAAGGACCUUAUCCAGGCUAAAGCUGAGGAGCACAAUAUCGUUUUUAUGCCUGUGGUGGGCAAGCGCCAUGAGGGCAAGCAGCUUUACACAUUUGGCCGUAUUGUUAUCUACAUUGACCGGGGCGUGGUCUUUGUACAGGGAGAAAAGACUUGGGUGCCAACAUCAUUGCAGAGUCUAAUUGACAUGGCCAAAUAGUGGACCAAGGAGAAGAAGGGCAAAGUAAUAAUUGGGAUUACUUUUGGACUGUGAUUUCCUUCAGCCAAGGCUGAAUUUGAGUAAGAUGAGCAGGUUUAAACAAACCGAGCUGGAAACCGUCUGUUCUGUAUUUUAAUUUUGUAAAAUAAAUUAUUAAUACUAAAAUA
Polypterus senegalus (gray bichir) is the source of this 2859-nucleotide messenger RNA. It is a transcript of the gene tfip11, whose product is annotated as tuftelin interacting protein 11. Gene Ontology annotation, biological process: spliceosomal complex disassembly. Gene Ontology annotation, cellular component: U2-type post-mRNA release spliceosomal complex. The transcript has 14 exons. Gene Ontology annotation, molecular function: nucleic acid binding. Lineage: Eukaryota; Metazoa; Chordata; Cladistia; Polypteriformes; Polypteridae. Bases 182 to 2692 code for a protein of 836 amino acids. The record is from RefSeq and is a predicted model, not a curated record.